This is a messenger RNA of Danio aesculapii, 1503 nucleotides long. It is a transcript of the gene ndr2, whose product is annotated as nodal-related 2. The transcript is spliced from 3 exons. NCBI's taxonomy places the organism in Eukaryota, Metazoa, Chordata, Actinopteri, Cypriniformes, Danionidae. The record is from RefSeq and is a predicted model, not a curated record. Bases 1 to 1503 code for a protein of 500 amino acids. Gene Ontology annotation, molecular function: type I activin receptor binding; growth factor activity; cytokine activity. Gene Ontology annotation, biological process: SMAD protein signal transduction; BMP signaling pathway. Gene Ontology annotation, cellular component: extracellular region.
AUGCACGCGCUCGGAGUCGCGCGCCUGGCUUGCUACUGCCAGCUGCUGCUGCUCGGAGUGUUCGGAAAACACACGCGUUAUCAUCAUAAUAAUAAUAGCUUGAGGAAUAUGUCACACCGCAUGCAUCUGCCCACGUACAUGAUGCAUCUAUAUCGGCAUUACAAGAUGAACCAGACGCGCAUACCCGCGGAGAGCCUCGAGCACGAGCACGCAGACACUAUCAAGAGCAUCAUGUCUAAAAAUGUGCACAAUAAUGACAACCACUACGUGGCAAUCUUUGACCUGUCUCCUGUUCUGUCGGAACGUCAGAUCCAGGCGGCGGAGCUGCGGAUCCGCGUCCCCAGAGACCUGCACCCCGAUGGGCUGACAUUGGAGCUCCAGCACCAGCAGGGGGUGCCUUGCCCUCGUCACCAGCCCUGCCCAGAGAGCCAGUCUCUGGGCCUUUUGCCAGAGGAGUCCCUACUGAGCGUAACGCAGCACUGGAGAGUGUAUAACAUCACGUACCUGCUUCUGCACUGGCCCAGGCCCCGAGUGCCCCCCGGUAGCCGUAUGAAGUCCAGGAGACCAGCAGGGGUCCCUGGGAGACAGGAGAUCCAAAGCAGUCCCCGGCGGCCAGCAGUGGCCCCUAGGGGACAAGAUAUCCAGAGUGAGCCUAGGAGACCAGCGGCAGGCCCUGGGGGACAGGAGCUCCAGAGAAGGCCCAGGAGACCAGCAGCAGCGCCUGGGGGACAGGAGCUCCAGAGCAGGCCCCAGAGACUAGCAGCAGGCUCUGGGGGACAGAAGAUCCAGAAUGGCCCCCAGAGACCAGCAGCAGCCCCUAAGGGACAGGAGCUCCAAAGCGGGCCCCGCAGACCAGCGACAGCCCCUAGGGGACAGGAGCUCCAGAGUGGGACCCAGAGACCAGUAGGGGCCCCUAGGGCACAGGAGAUCCAGAGUGGGCCUUGGUUGCCAGCAGCAACCCCUGGUGGACAGGAGCUCCAGAAUGGCCCCCGGAGACACAGAGCCAUAUUGCUGCUGUUUUCAGAGCAGCAGGAUGGGGCCAGUCUCCUGCACACCGCCGGGGCCUCGAAGUUUCUGUUUUCUGGACAUAAGAAAGAAGUGCGGCGUGGACGGGCCCUUAGGAGCCGCAGGGGCCGCCGGGGGCCACCUGUCAGGAGCCCGGAGCUGCAGAGAACAUCACUGCACAAGAGCAGCACCUGCAGGAGGGUGGACAUGCAUGUGGAUUUUAACCAGAUAGGAUGGGGCUCCUGGAUCGUGUUCCCUAAGAAGUAUAAUGCAUACCGCUGUGAGGGGACCUGCCCGAAUCCACUGGGGGAAGAGCUGCGGCCCACCAACCAUGCAUACAUGCAGAGUUUGCUGAAAUAUCAUCACCCCAGUCGUGUUCCCGCGUCCUGCUGCGCUCCGACCCGCACCAGCGCUCUCAGUAUGCUGUACUACGAGAACGGAGAGAUGAUCCUGAGACACCACGAGGACAUGCAGGUGGAGGAGUGCGGAUGCCUGUGA